AUGGCCGAGCCUCCGGCCACCGCCUGCCCCGCCGAGCUGGAGCUCGCGCGGGCGCGGUGCCGCGCGCUGCACGACCGCCUCGCCGCGUCGCCCGCCCCGCCGCGCCACCCGGCGCUGCGCUCCCUCCUCCGCCUCGUCGCCGCCGAGCUACGCUUCCUCACCAACCCCCCGGACCCCGCGGCCGCGAGGCCGCUCUCCUCCAACCUGCCCCACCUCGGGGCGCUCCACCGCCUGCUCACCCACCCCGCCGUGCGCGCGCCGUCCCGCCUCGCCCCGCUCCCGGGCGUGGACUUCGCGUGCGCCUUCCGCUCCCGCGCCGCCUGGGUGCUCCUCUCCGGCCGCAACCCGUCGGGUCUCCGGUGGGCCCCGCGCCACCGGGGCAUCCGCCCCCGCGUCGCGGCUGUCCUGGAUUCCGCGCGCUCCGCUCCGCCGGCCACCCGCCCCGAGAAGCUGCUGCUCGCCUUCGCACGCGGCGUCGGCGCGGACGUCGUGCGCGGGCUCGCGGAUGAGUUCGGGGCCCUGGAGAUCGACUUGCUAGCGGAAUUCGUGGACGACACCGAGGAGGAUGGCUGGGUCAGCGUCAGCUUCCACCCCGAUGAGGAGAUGAGAAGCUUUAGGGCGUUCGAGAUUGACAUCGUGGAUGGUGGUGGUGCUGAAGUACUGCCACAGCCACCGCCCCAGGUGGUGAACCUGAAUGUGCGUAGUGACGACACGUUGGAGGGUUGUUUUGGUGACUUCUUGGGGAAGAUGAGGAUGGACUCGAUGGAGCUCGUGAAUUUGGACACCACUGCUCUUGUUGCCAUCGUAUCAGGUAUCAGCAAUGGCGGGGUGGGGAAGCUGAUGAGUGCGCCGGAAGCCGAGACCAGGGGGAGGUUCAAAUGCAACUACAAGUUCGUCAUGGAUCAGGCGCAAUCUGAACUCCAGUAUCCAAUAUUUGUUGAGUUAGGGAAAGCAGUGGAUGGAAAAAAAUGUAUCAUAUGUGAAACAGUUAGCUCAGAGUUCACAGAAAUUGCUUCAAUGUGCGGUGGACCUGAGGAGAAAGCCAGAGCAAGUCAAUUACUGAAAAAACUUAUAAUAGUCUCGGACAGUCCUUCACCACGCAUGAUGGAUCUUCCAACAACAAGGAAGCUUGCGAUGAAAAACAAAGUUGUCUUUGGUACAGGUGACCACUGGCGCGCACCCACUCUGACUGCUAACAUGGGGUUUGUAAGAGCUGUUUCACAGUCUGGUAUGCCAUUGUUGACCAUUGAGCACAAACCCCGGGCGCUGAUUGGCUUGUGAAGGCAUAAUGUUACAGUCCUGAAGCUGUAGUAGUAACUGAUGCUUGUUAUUCCUACAGCUGUGGUUUUGUAAAAUAUUGUAGUUCAGUGGAGCCAUAUUUUAUAGAAGGCAGAUGGAUGAUAUCUCUACAUCUUAUUUUACUGAA
Lolium rigidum is the source of this 1426-nucleotide messenger RNA. RefSeq names its product UPF0415 protein C7orf25 homolog. Lineage: Eukaryota; Viridiplantae; Streptophyta; Magnoliopsida; Poales; Poaceae. The record is from RefSeq and is a predicted model, not a curated record. The transcript is spliced from 3 exons. The coding region runs from base 1 to 1281 and encodes 426 amino acids.